AUGUUUCUGUCAAACGCGGCCGUACUCCUCCUGCUGGGCGCCCUGCAGCCAGCCCUCGGCAAACCUGCCAUCCCGCGCCCUAUGCUGGAUGGAAGCAAAAACGAGAUUGCAAGCCAGUGGCUAACCGCCACCGAAACCGUCAUCAAUUACUUGGCCCCGAACCCCGGAUGCGGCGCCAAUGUGAAGGCCUGGGUCGGCGUGUGGUCCGCCGACGCCUGCAAUCCCUACACGGCCGACUUCAAGGCAUGGUCGUACGUCGAGCCCACCCAGGGUGAUGAGAUCCGCGCCGUCAAGUUCAACAACGCUGAGCUCGGCAUCGGCGAGUACAAGGCCGCCUUUGUCUGCGAGGACGGCAGGAGGCAGCCCUGGAUGGUCUCCCAAACCUUCAAAGUUGACGGGGCACCCCCUGCCCGAAAUGGCCAGUGUGUACACCGACGGUCCACGUACAACAACGAAUGGACGUAUACUUCGUGCGACAAGGUCAAGGAUCUUUGCUUCGACUGCGCCGUUGGGGCUAGAUGUAUCGCCUGCGAGGACUGCAAGAAGCAGUGUGGAAACGACAACUAG
This is a messenger RNA of Metarhizium acridum CQMa 102, 567 nucleotides long. RefSeq lists its product as uncharacterized. NCBI's taxonomy places the organism in Eukaryota, Fungi, Ascomycota, Sordariomycetes, Hypocreales, Clavicipitaceae. The record is from RefSeq and is a predicted model, not a curated record.